Messenger RNA from Dentiscutata heterogama, 2611 nucleotides. The record is from the annotation of a GenBank genome assembly. NCBI's taxonomy places the organism in Eukaryota, Fungi, Glomeromycota, Glomeromycetes, Diversisporales, Gigasporaceae.
CUUAAUACAUAUAGAUUAGAUGAUGAACAACAUAAUAUUCAUUUGCAAUAUCGAAACAUCCAAAUUAGUCAAUGGUACAAUUUAAAUAUUCCACAAAUAACCCAUUUAUUUUUUAUAAAAAGUACUGAAGAUGUUUGUUUCGUGGAAAAAAAUGGAUCAGCUCGAAUCUAUAAUUUGAUAAGUGGUAGAUUUCGGCCGGGAACCGCACAACUUCCAAGAAAUUGCACCCGGGUAAUGAGCACACCAGAUGGUGCUUGCUUUGUUGCAUUUGUGAAAGAAAAACUCUUUGUUAAAGCAUCUGAAGUCGAGGAUAAAGUAAUAGAGAUAACCAAUAAAACAUGCACAAAAAUGCAAGUAGAAAAUCCUAAACCUAAAUUAUUAAGUACCAAUGACACAAUCGAAUUAUCAAAUAUCAACAUUACAACUAAAAAUAAUGAAGAAACUGCAAUUGUAUCCCAAAAAAAUUUAGAUAGUUCAACAGAGCUUGAAAUACAAACGUUUAAAAGCAUAGAUAAAGAAAGUGAGACUAUCUCAGAGAAUAUGUACACAGAAGAAAAUAAUUUUGAUAUUAAUAAUGAAGCUAAGUCGUCAAGUAUCGAUAACACAACUAAAAAUAAUAAAGAACUUGCGACUAUUUCUCACGAAUGUAUAGUUGAUUUAACAGAAUCUAAACUGCAGAAGAAUACUAUGAUUCAAUCUAAGAUAAAUAAUUCUCAAGUUUUAAAUAGAGACAUUGUUCGUGGAUACGUAUUUUUUUUGGAAAGGUUUAACAAAAAUGCAAACAAAGUAAUCGAAGUUCCAUUUGCUAAUCCAGCCAUAGAACUUUUUCAAUUUUGUUCGCUUGCAAAUAAACAAACUCAUCUAAUAACAAUUGACUUACGUAAUAAUGUUUUUCAAUCUUUGAUGGUUAAAGUUACACAAAUGAAGGCUAAAUAUCGAUUUGAACGAAAGACAGUAAAAAAUUCUUCAGGCAAAGUAAAAAUAGAAAGCAAUGAUCCAUUUACAAUCGUUGGCCAAAACACAAAGUUCACCGAUGACCUUCAUGUGGGUGAUACUUUAGUUAUUGGUAAUGAAAAAUUUCAAAUUAUCAAAGUUGUUAACGAUUGUGAAUUGAAGAUAAUCAAUCAACAGCAACUUAAUUUUGAAGAAUGGCAACAAUUUAACAUUGAACCAAGAACAAAAAUAAAUGGAUUGUUUGAUGUAUAUUCUAUGGUUUUUACAAAAUAUGCAAUCACAAACCCAUUUAGUAAAAAGGAUGAAUUGUUAAAAUUAACAAUAGUUAUAGAACUAAGCAGUAAACUGAGCAUAGACAAUUAUAAGACAAAGUUUAAAGCAUAUUUUUGUAAAUUAUUUCAAAAAUAUAAGAAAGAAACAAAAAAACCUAUGAGCAAUCUUGAAAAAUUUAGUGUAAAUUGUAUUAUUUUUGAAAGCUUUGACAACCUUGCAAGCGAAUUUACAGAACAUAGGUUUGGAGAUUGGAUUAUUGAUUUUUUUUGUCUUAUUCCUAUCCAAAUUGCUGUUGCGCACGAAAAUGAAUUUAUACCAAUUCGAGACGGAUUCUUAGAAAAAACUGAACAAAAUGUGCUUGAUGAUGGGUUUGGAUUAAUUGGAAAUAUAUCAAAAGCUAUUUCAUUUGGAUGGUAUGAGUCUAUAUUUGAACAUUAUGCUGAUCUGGAAGUAAAAGUAAUUUCAUCUAUGGGAGAGCAAUCUUGCGGCAAAAGUUAUUUACUAAAUCAUUGUCUUGGUUCAACGUUCGAUGGAUCCGCUAUGCGUUGCACGGAAGGCAUAUGGAUGUCAUUAGGAAAGUUUUUAUUAAAAAUAGAUGAAAUUCUUUAUGUGGCACUUGAUUUUGAAGCAAGUAUUGAAAGAUCAGCACAAGAAGAAACAUUUUUACAGCUUUUUAAUGCGGCACUUUCAAAUCUUGUACUUUUUAAAAGCAAUUUUGCAGUUAGCAGAAAUAUUUCUUCCAUGUUCCAACGCUUUCAAGAUGGAGCAAAAUAUUUUGGAGAUGAUCCUGACAUAUUUCAAGCAUGCUUUUGUAUAGUUAUUAAAGAUGUCGUAGUAGAUGACAGAGAAGGAGUCGUUGAAGAAUAUCAUUCAAAAUUUGCAAACAUUGUUAAUGAAGAAGAGGAAGAUAACUUCAUAUCAAAACUAUAUCGCAAUAAUAUGUCGAUAGUUGCUUGGCCAAUAUUUACUGACCCAACAUUUUACACUUCGCUUGAGGAAUUCAAAUUUAUACUUGAUAAACAAGAAUCCCAAUAUAAGAAUACACGAAUGUUUUCAGAAAAGGCAAAGAUAAUAAUGUCAAAACUACAAGCGUGUGACUGGGGAAGUGUCAAAGCUUCUUUGAUGACUAUUAGAACGUUAGAGUUGAAAAAGUUUCUCAAUAAUGCUAUAUCAUUUGGAUAUGAACAAAAGAAUGAUAAUCAAUUUCAUGAUAAAAAUAAGCUUAUAAAAUAUCUUACAAACCGAGAUGAUGGAACUUCAAUUCCUGACAAUGAUGUUUUCCUAUCUGAAAUCUUCGAUCAUAUUAAUGACUCAAUCAAAAUAGUUCAUGAUACCGAACUUAUAUUAUUCGAAGAGAAUGGGAAUUUUGUUGAAAUUUCGUUUA